Drosophila novamexicana is the source of this 614-nucleotide messenger RNA. RefSeq lists its product as uncharacterized. Bases 71 to 382 code for a protein of 103 amino acids. The record is from RefSeq and is a predicted model, not a curated record. Lineage: Eukaryota; Metazoa; Arthropoda; Insecta; Diptera; Drosophilidae. The transcript is spliced from 3 exons.
UUUUGAAAUGAUUGUUAUUCAGUUCUCAUACAUUUGGUGAACGUUACAGAUAUUACAAACAUAUUCCAAAAUGUCGAAGGCAAAGCCCGCUGCAACGUCGGGUAAGCCGCAGCCCAAAAUCAAGUUUCCCAUUCACGAUACUCAUUUGAAAAAGUCACUGUCACAUGUAAAGACUGCUUGCAUUUUGGCAUUGUUGGCCCCACUUUGUUACUAUAUGUUGCAUAAUAUGCCGCGAAAAAUGAAAUAUAAGAAUUUUUAUUCGAGCUAUGAUCCGUUGGAUGCCUUUGAUCGCAUGCAAAGCGGUGGUUAUUUGACCUCAUGCCCCAAAGAGUCUAAAUCGGAUAAAAAGGAUGACAAGAAGGAUGACAAGAAGAAGAAAUAAGUGUCGAUUUCUUAACUAUGUGAGGAACAACUGAAACAAUUCAAACGGGGCGCAAAAUAUGGAACUCAACAAAUUUACACAAUGCAUCAAUGGAAAGGAAAUCCACAACGCAAAUGAAUUCUAAGAAAUUGUAAACUCAACAAAACUAUGAAUACAAUUUUUCAUGCACACCCAAACAUACACACACACUGCACACGCACACAGAUCUUAUAAAUGGAGCAUUGCAAAAGCU